UAAAAACAAGAACGAGAACAAAAACAAAAACAAGACGAAGUGUUUGCUGUGAGGCAGAGGGUGUGUCUGUAAUCGCGAUAUUCGACGAGACCGGCGCGAGAUCCAACAUGGCAGCCUACUGCUACAUUGUUUACAAAGCUCCCGCUCUCCGUUUUGGAUUGAAUAAAACCACUUUUCCUUACAUCCUAAGUGGAUUUAAACAACUGAUUGAACUGGUCUGCCGGGAGGACUACAUAAGCGAUUGUUACAACCGGCUCUGCAUGAUGAACGACGCCGAUAAAGAACGGAAAAUGGACAAUUACACACAUACUGAUAGCGAAAAAACAAGAAGCUGUCCCUCCGACUCAUUCAACAACUCAGCAAAACACUGCUGCACUGAGCGUCAGCCCUAAACCUUGAAGGGGAACUUUUCAAGGAUUUGAUGAAGGGCUACAACAAGAAUGUCAGGCCCAUGGAGAACAGUGGUGACAUCACUCAGGUCGGCAUCAAGAUGACGCUCACCAACCUCAUCUCUCUGAAUGAAAAGGAGGAGGCUCUGACAACAAGCGUCUGGAUAGAAAUGCAAUGGUGUGACUACAGGCUUAGAUGGGACCAGCCGCCCAGGUCAGCCCUGUACGGGAACAUCACCUCUGAGCUGAGGGUCCCCUCGAAGAGCAUCUGGCUGCCAGAUGUCAUACUGGAGAACAAUGUGGAUGGACAAUUCGAGGUGGCACUUUACUGCAAUGCGCUGGUGUCUCCCAACGGCUGUGUGUACUGGCUGCCUCCUGCCAUCUACCGCAGUGCUUGUGCCAUCACUGUCAACUACUUCCCCUUUGACUGGCAGAACUGCACCAUGGUCUUCCGCUCCCAGACUUACAGUGCCAAUGAGAUCAAACUGGUUCUCAAAGAGGAGGAUAACCACACGUUGGAGUGGGUCGAUAUUGACCCAGAGGCUUUUACAGCAAUGUUUUUGUUGUUGUUAGAAAAUGGAGAAUGGGUUAUCAAACACAGGCCGGCCAAGAAAGUGAUCAACACUCAGUUCAGUAAAGAUGAGCUGGAGUACCAGGAGGUGGUCUUUUUUCUCAUCAUCCAGAGGAAGCCUCUCUUCUACAUCAUCAACAUCAUCGCCCCCUGUGUGCUUUUCUCCUCCCUCGGCCUCCUUGUCUACUACUUACCUGCCAAAGCGGGUGGUCAGAAGUGCACCAUGUCUAUUGCCACUCUCCUGGGCCAGACUGUGUUCCUCUUCCUGAUCGCUAAGAAGGUUCCAGAGACUUCGAGGGCAGUGCCUCUCAUUGGAAAGUAUUUGAUGUUUGUGAUGUCAGUGACCACCAUGGUGGUGAUGAACUGUGUGAUAGUCCUCAAUGUUUCCCUGAGAACCCCAAACACGCACAUAAUGACAGACAGAGUCAGAAAGAUCCUCCUAAACAUCCUGCCGCGGCUGCUGAGGAUGCAGAUGAGACCCUGGACGCCAAACAAUGACAACACCUCAGAAAAUGGAAGCGGUGAAACUCUGGCUCCAGACACGAACGGCAUGUUUCUGGUCCCCUGCCGACGCCGCAGCUCCAUGACCCUCAUAAAUAAGGCAGAGGAAUAUGUGAUGAGAACAGCUCGUUCUGAACUCAUGUUCACCAGACUCAAAGAAAGAAAUGGCCUGAUGAAAACAGUAUUAGAGACACUACAUGAUGGGCUGGAGGGGGGUACAGCUGAACAUCUGAGUUCCAGUUUGGCAAAGGCCUCUCCAGCACUGAAGCAGUGUGUGGCUUCCUGCAAACACAUAGCCGAGACUGCAAGGCAACAGAACAACUUCCAGAAUGAGAAUGAAGAGUGGUUUCUGGUCGCCCGGGUGAUCGACAGGGUCUGCUUUAUUGUCAUGGCGUCCGUGUUUUUUAUCGGCACCAUUGGGAUCUUCCUGAUGGGACAUUUUAACCAGCCUCCCCCCUUGCCUUUCCUCGGGGAUCCAAAGAAAUAUCUGCCUCCAAUAAACAAUCUCACAGAUGUAACUGAGACUGGGAUAGGAGCAAACUUCCUGGGGUGAACCAGGAGAAAUCUCCAGGUUUUAUCCCUUUUAACCGAAGUGGAACUCUGACAAUGUCUGUCAGUAAUCUUUCACGAAUGACACAGAGAGAAUAAAGAGGACGUGGAGUCUUAGGACUAUCACAGUAGUUGAGACAAAGAUGCUUGCUCAGGGUGACGAAGGAUCCGCUGCACAGCUGUGAGGACCCCACGCUUGAUCCGUGGUGAUGCAUACUGGUAUGAGCUGUGACUGGUUGUUGAGGAAAAGAGUAUUUUUUGCAUAAAAUGCUAUAAAACAAAAAAGAGCACGUUUCCUUGCUCUUCCUGUUUAAUGUUUGAUGUAUGUUUACUUUUUCAAAUUCAGGGCUGUCAUGAUAAACAGUGAAAAACAGCCAAAUGUGCUUCAUGAAUGCUUUUUAUCAAUAAACUGUAAUCUCAUGACUGCUCGCUUUUAGACAUUUCUUGAUCAAGUGUUUGACACCUUUUUUGGAGGCACUUAGAGACCAAUGGCCCACCCCCCACUAAGCUAGCCCCAAAGCACAGACCCACUGUG
This is a messenger RNA of Plectropomus leopardus (leopard coralgrouper), 2545 nucleotides long. The record is from RefSeq and is a predicted model, not a curated record. Lineage: Eukaryota; Metazoa; Chordata; Actinopteri; Perciformes; Serranidae.